Caenorhabditis auriculariae is the source of this 27755-nucleotide messenger RNA. The record is from the annotation of a GenBank genome assembly. NCBI's taxonomy places the organism in Eukaryota, Metazoa, Nematoda, Chromadorea, Rhabditida, Rhabditidae.
AUGGUGGUACCUAACCAACCUGUACGCGACAGCCAGCCAGCCAGCGGGGGCCUCUCACAAAUAAUUGGCAAAUACAAUGAAUGGGCGCGAUUGAUCGUCCAGGGCAUUAAAGCGUGCAGUGCACACACACGUUCUCAUUCCCUCACACACACACGAAUAGUCAUACAAUUUGCGGUCUCUGUCUGCCCCUCCGGAGGUACACACAAAGACGCGGACACACACACGCCUCCCUUGAUGAUUCGUUCGUCUUGUUUUCGCGCAUCAAUCGUCGCCUCGUCUUAUCACCUACCGUAAUCUGUUUUUGAGCUGCUUAUUAUUCGGUUUUGAUCUGAACUUUUUGAGAUUUGGAUCUGCGAUCAACGCUGAGCUCAAACAAGACUGAUAGGGGUACGGUAAUUAGUUAGGAUGUCAAGUUCUGUUUUGAACUACUUUCUCUUCCGUUUUGAGCUGAAGUUUUGAGAAGCCGUAUACUUCUUGGCCUCAUUAAACUUGAUAGAGAGUGAUAGGGAUACUGUGAUUACUGCAAAUCUAAUCUCGAUAAAAUAUUUUUCGAGAACAAGUACGAAUAUUGAGCUUACUAUUACUUGAUCGAGAGUGAUAAGAACACAGUAAUUGCUGCCGGUACCUACCGUAAUUAACUUUUGAGCUGGUACUCAUUGCCUUUUUGAGUCCUAAUUGACUUUUUAGGCUUACUGAUAAAGACUUCAGUGAUAAGUAUACGGUAAUUAUUGGAGUUGAACUAUCGGAAAACUUUCCUUCACUUGGAUAAGAAGCAAUUCUGAGCUUUCCAGAAACUGAUAAGGAUGCUGUUAUCAGCUGUGGAUUUAAAGAUUUUUGAAAACUUGGACCGGUCGGGAUUUAUUGAAUCUCUUUUUAUUUUUUUUUGUCAUUUUUUCAAAUCUAUGUUCUUUGAGCUUUUUGAGCUGAUUGAGUUGGUCAGUGCUGAUAAAGCUAUGAUAAAUUUAUAUAUUAUUUCUGUAUCUUAUAUUGAGCUUGAUUAAGUAGAUUUGUCGACUUCAUUUAGAUCUGGACAAAGCCUAUAAUUUCUGAUGAACCUUAUGAGUUCAUUAGAAGUUAUAGGCUGUGUUUCAAAGCUUCGUUUUUAGGAUAGAAAGGUGAAUUUUUUCUCAAAACGGUUUCGAAUUUUGAGCGAAACUGCGUUCCACCUUCUAAGCUUUGUCCCAUCAGUUCAAACAUUUUCUACUGGAUCACAAAUUGAAGACAAAUCAAGUGAGUAGAAGUCAAUCAAAACAUCAUCAACGUACCAUAAUCCAUCCAUAACUCGUUUCUCUCCUCAUAAAACGCUCCAAAUACGGUGUUUAACAAACGCCCGGAAAUUCAUUGCCAGAUUAGCACAGCGGCGGAUUUUAAUAAAUAAUAAUGUUUUGUGGCGGCGGCCCCCGGCGAAUGGUUUCAUUCAAUUGAAAAAUGCGGCGCCCAUUGAAAUUCUACUGGUUAUGGAUUUUUGGGUCGACGCUGUCGGCGUUAAUCGCCUCAUAUAUACAUACGACGACGUGCCUUUAAUAUCAAUCAAGUGAUCGUGACAAAAACUAUUAUUAUACUCGCAAAGCCAACCGGAAAUCAAUCUAUUCAUGACAAAGUCCCCACAAGGGAGUUCGUUUUACGUUUUGAUGUGGAUUUUUUCUGAGUUUUUGCUGAAAUACUCUCUACUCGCUUCCUGAGAAAAUCGUAAUUUUCAAUAAGGAGUGAUUCAAAAUUCAAAAAGCUGGCAGAAUAGGAAUAUUAGUCCUGCUUCUUGAAAAUUGAGAAUUUUCACAUUUUUCCUAUAAAUUUGAAGAAUUUCGCGAUUUCCAGCUUCUUCUUCAAGGAAAAAUUAACAUACUUUCUCAAAAUUCAAGCAAAAAAAGCAGAUCUUCUCGCCAGCCCUGGAGAGGAAUUGAUCCAGCGACCUUUCGGACGCUAGUUAUCAAUCUAACCCACUGAGCUAUGAUUCCUCUUUCUGCUCCCGCUCUCUUUUCUUAAUUUUUUUGAGUUUUUUUUCUUUUUUUUCUCUAUUUUUCAAUAAAAUCUUCAGCCUAACAAGCCAAUUUGAUGAAAAUGAUAAUUUUCUAUUUUGGAUAUGAAAUGAGAUUAUUAAGGAAAGUUAUCAGAUAAAUUUUAUGGAGGCCUAAUUUCGCAAAUCGCGAAUCUUUUUUUUUUUUUUUUUAAAUCUUUCUGGCCAUUCAGCCAUUCCCCAUGCGACCACAUCGUUCCAAUCAGACUCAAAUUGACUAUAUUUUCCCUGUAAAUGAUUGAUGAGAGCCUUCAAAUUUGUCUUACCGUAACGCCCCCUCUCUCUCUUUUUCUUUUCUCUUUUCUCUCUCUCUCAUCAAAAUGAUGUGUCCGCAAUAUCUAUAUAUGUCUUUCGUCCGCCGCCUCGCCAAUAAUUUUCCCGGAAUUUCUGGUUUUCUCUUUUCAUUUCCAUUUCCAUUUUCCAUUUUUUGAUUGAUCAAUCCUUUUUGAGGCCUUUUCGCUUCGAUUUUUCGCUUUUUUUCAGAGAAUUUUCGAAAAAAGUCUUGAUUUGAUUGGGGAAAAAUGUGGAAGCCAUGAGGUUGAAAAAAUUCAUUCCAAUAAGGAGUUCUUCUAUUAAUUAGGGAUCUUUCGUUACAAAUUUUUCAGAUUUAAAAAAAGAAAAAUCAAAAGAAAUUCAGUCUAUUUGAAGUUGUGAAAGUCUUUUAAUGUACUAGACUCGCGAAUUCCUUUUUAAAAAAAUUUCCAAUUUUCUAUCAGUCAAUCAAAGAGUAAACGAUCCAUAAUCAGUUUUUUUUGUAUUUGAUAUCCACUAGAAACGGUGAAAGUUGCAAUAAAAAAAUUUCGGUUCGAAAUUUCUGUCUUUUGUCAUUUUUUUCAAUUGUUUAAAGUUUAAUAAAAAAAUAUACAAAUCAAGUUUGCGGCUCUUUAAAAAAACAUCAAAAAGUACCUAAAAAUAAAAAUUGACGUGAAGAACGUUUUCUUUUUUUCGCGUGAUUUUUUUGUUGUUUUGUCUGUAUGAACAUUAUUCAAAAUUUGCACCAUCGGCAUUCAAUUUUACGCGCAACUCUGAAAUAUUUUCUCUCUCAGCCUUAUUUUAUCUCUCUUUUCUAUCUUAUCAGCUUCCUUAUCCUGUUUAAAAAAAUCAAAAGCAUUUUUUUGCUUCGGCAAUUUCCAACUUCAUCAAAUUUUUUUAUAUAAUUUUUUUCUGUUUUCAGGUCUUUUUCGGGCCUCCAGAAGCCUCCGUCGCCGUCAUUAUUGGACAAAUCAAAAACGAUUCCGGUGCAACGUCUGCAAUCAAUACUACGGACAGGGCCAAAAUUUGGAUAUCCAUUUGAGGCGAGUUUAAAAAGGAAAUGAAUUGAAAAUUUUUUUUUCGUAUGAUUUUUUUGUUGUAUUUUUUUCCCCUGUUUUUAUCGUUCUUUUGAAUCUUAAAAAAUAAAAAAAAGGUUUUGUAUAUCUUUAGGCCUGAUAUUAUCACGUAGGGCUAUCAAUUUGUCGGUUUUUGAAAAGUCUAUGUACCUGAAAAAAAAUUCCCGGUUGAAGAUGAGAUUUUCUUCUUUUUCUAACGCCUUUGAAUCAAUUGAGCGUCGAAUUAUCAAGCCGUGGUCUCCCGAAAUUUCCUAAACUUCUUGGUUUGGUUUCUGAAGUUCUGAAUCAUACAUGGGCAGAUCAUUUUUUUUUUUUAGGCCGGCAACCUCUCCUCCCAAAUCCUACCAAAAUUAUAGUUAUUACUACCUCCCUGAGAUUGAAAUUUGUAUUAUUGUGUCCAAAAAUAACUCCCUGAGGUUGAAAAUUAAUUUUAUUCCUAUUUUUCUGAAAUUGUUGUAAGCCAGCUUCUCCUCCCGGCCUGAAUAAGUUCUGUACUUGCCCACCUAUGGGACCCUAUUAACCGUACACAGACACAAAACCUCUCACGCUAUAGAGCGCCUUUUUGUAGAUGGAAUAAUAUAAGUUGCAGAUCGGUGGCUCAUCAGACGCGAAUGGGCCGGAUCGCCGAGUUGGCGGCGACGGGAGACGUCGACGUCAACAAGCCGAUCAUCGAACAGCCGGGAGGUCUUCCCCAAUCUCUCAUCAAGGACCUCAUCAGGAAGGAGGAUGAGGUCGGUUGAUAAGAAGUUUUGGGAUAAACCCAGUCUUUUUGAUGGCUUCUUUUGGAAUAAGAGUGUUUGGAAAAAAACUAUUUAAACUUGGUUAUGAUUUUUUUUUUUUGAAAGCUUGAAUGACUCUGUGAAGCAUGAGAAAAAGUAUUUUCAGAAAAAAAUUCCGGGAAAUCGAAAAAAACAGGUCUGAACUUGAAAAGAUCAAAAAUUUGAAUGAAAAACCUUUCCUUGUGAAAGAAAAAAGUCGAGACAUUUCAGAUGAAGUUUGACUGGAAAAAAAGCUUUCAUCGAAAAUCGAAGAACUCAUCAAUUAUUUCAUUGAAAAAAUUCAUCAGUGUAAUUCAUCAUUUCAACAAAAAUUCUCACAAAUCAGUGUAAACAAGAUUCGAAAAAUCCUCUCUUUGGCUUGGUCCUCAAUAACUUUUAUUUUUGUUCUAAAUUUUGUGCAAAAAACCACAUCCAGAAAAAAAAAAUAUUGCUUUUCACUGAAAUGUCGAUAUGAACAGAACUAGAAAAAUUGUUCGUUCAAUAACUUUUGACGCUUCUGAAGCUCAAAGAGUGAAUUUUAAGUAAUGAAGCCCUUUCUUCAACCAAAAAGCUACCGUAACCCUCCGGGCAGCUUCAUCUCCACGCUCUCCGACUCUCUUGAUGACUCUAAUUUCAAAUGACUUCUCUGGCGACCCUCUCGCGCCCCCACACUCUCUCUCUUCUCCCUUUGAUGACUGACAAAUCAUUUGGCGCGAAAAUCGUGUGCACACACACGCGCACACAAAAACACACAAAACCAAGCACUGAUCGGGGUAUUAUAAUCAAAUACGAUGCAGUGUGAAGCAUAUAAUAUAUGUGAGUAUUUGCGGGCGGCGCGCCGUUGAUCAUUUUGUUUGAUUUUGGUCGGCAUUGGUUGACCCUUUUUUCGAAAAACCUUUGGCCCAUUCUCAUGCAAAUUUCUCCCCUGCGCCACAAUCAAAUUGGCUCGAAUUUUUGUUUGAGAAGAGAAGAAAUUUGAACCGAGAAGGGGAAUCGAUUCUUGUUUGGAAUAAUAGAAAUUUUUAUCAGAAAAUAUAAGAACGUCUGGGGUUUCUUCAGUUGAAAAAAAUAGAGAUCUUCAGCUUUAUCAGAGAAAACAUUCGCACAAUUCAAAAAAGAAAAAUUGCAAAUUUCGAGAGGAUUCGACUUUUUUGGCAGACUUUCGGUCAGCUUCAUGGAUUUUGUCAAUUCACAAGAAAGUUUUUAUCUUUUUGUAAUUUUGUUUAGAAAACGUUUUGAAAAAAAGAAAAAAAAGAGGGGGGAAAAUAUACCUGGGGAAUGAAAUAAAAAAUAAUAAAAAAAUAAUUUUGCUAGCAAAAAUUGGAGAUAAAUGAAAAAAAGACCAAAAGGCUGAAUUUUUGAAAAAAAGACCAAGAGGCAUUAUAUAAAUCUAAAAUUUGUUUUUUUCAGCAGUCAGCGUCGCGGCAGUUCACGGUGAUGGACGUCAUGAACAUGUUCCUGCCAAAGAAUUAUGGCGACGCUUCGAAUGGAGGUAUCUUUAAAUAUGACUUGAGAAAUUUCAAACGAAAAAUCUUCAUUUCUUCUUGGAAUAUAGCAAAAUCCGAAAAGGGAAAUAUUUUUUUUCGUUAUUUUUUUCAAGAAGUCGAAACAGUCUGGCCUGUCUGUGCUCUCUUUUCUCUCACUCGCUAGAUCUUUUUUAAAGAGAGCACGAAAAUAUGAAAGAGUGCAGAGAAAUCAGAUUUUUUCAAACUUAUUACGCUUGCGGCAUUUUUUAAUUUCAAAAGUCGAAAAUAUCUGUCUGACCUGUCUGCGCUCUCUAUUCUCUCGCCGGUCACAGAAAAAUGAGAUGAGAGCUCAAAGGGUCAGAAAAAAUUAAAAAUGAACUAUUAAUUACAAUUUUCUAGACACUUAAUUUCCUGAAGGCUCAUCAUUUCAUUUGUAUCACUCCUAUUCUCAGAAACUUUUAAUCUGGCUUGUCUGCGCCCUCUUUUCUCUCGUCAAUCAGGGAAAAAUGAAAUAAAAGUCCGAAAAGCGCGAAAAAUAGGAAAAUGAACUAAAAAUUCCUUUUUUUCCAGAUACCCCCUCUCCUGAAGGCUCACCGACCGGACUGGACGAAGCCUCGACGUCUUCGAAUAAUCCGAGGAGCGGCGCCAACCUCCUCUCCCAGAUCCAAGUCUACGGCGAGGACAAACUGACGACGUUGGUUCCGUCCUUGGCCGAACGUCUUCCGAGACUUCCGACGGUCGACGACGCCGUCGCCGCCGCCUUGAAUCAGUUCGACUGCGAGGAGUGCGGCGAGACCCUUCCUGGGUUGCUGGUGAGUCUGUGGUCGCGUUUGGAAUGGCUCCAAGUGCUGCGGCUUAUUUUCUAAUAGAGAUAGUUCUGAAGGCUCAUCGGAUGUAGUUUUCACGCUGAUUCUGAAAAAAUGUUUGGUAGCGGUUUUUCAUUCCGAAACUUUAAGCGUAGUAGAUUUUUGAGCACAGAUGCGGAACCAUGAAAAGCGCAUUUAAUGAAGUAACUUUCAAGAAUUUCACUGAAAGUGUUGAGAACAGAUACCCAAGAGCGCAAGUCGUUUCAAGUCGGUCCCACCAAAAUUUCCUCUUUUCAGGCUUUCAACCUGCACUACGAAGAAGCCCAUUCCUCAAACAUCCCGACCGAUUUUCUUCGAUCCUUUGCCGAGCGAAUAGUCGCCGCGACUUCUGAAGAAGGCCAAACCAACGGCGAGAAGACGUCGUCGCCACGACGCGCGAACGGAGGCGCCGACGAUCUGGAGCCGCCAGAGAAACGCGUCAAGAGCGACGUCGCCGCCGCCGGUUUACCCGACGUCUCCAGAAUCUCAAAGUCAUCUUGAAUUUUUCAGAUUCAUCAAAACAAGCCGAACUCGCGCACAUGGCCCAGAUGUACGCCUUCAUGCAGAACAUGCCUUUCCUGGGAAACGGCCCCUUGAGUGGCUACUUGCCGCCGGGGAUGGCCGAGAUGUUCCCCAUGAUGUCGAAUCCCGCGGCGAUGACGUCUUCGCCCGCCAAGCGCGCCAGGACCCGAAUCACCGACGAACAGCUGAAGAUCUUACGGUAAAGAGGGUUACUGUACAUUUUGAUUAGUGGAACAAUUACAGCCAAUAUUUUGAUAUCAACAAUAGUCCGACGGAGAAUCAAAUCAAGGAGAUGUCGAUGAAGGCCGGUCUUCCGGAAAAAGUCAUCAAACAUUGGUUCCGCAACACUCUUUUCAAGGUUCGUGAUGGUAUACAGGAGUGUUGCUCAUCUUACAAAAGUCUGAAGUUUUUCAACUGUUUAAGUGUUCACUACAAUAGUUUAGGCUCUGACCACUAAGCCCCUCAAGAUUAAGUGGUCAUUAUAGUCGUAUUUAGUUUUCUUGAACUUUCUUCAAGAUAAAAGUUUUUAAUUUUACUGUUUUUUUUUUCUUACUGUUUCUAAGUACCUCUAAGUCGUUCAAAUAAUUUAACCUUUAUUUAUUAAUAAAACUGUCAAUGUUCCAUGAAGGACUGGGUUUUUCAAUGGAAUUCCUCAAAUGGUAUCCAAUUUCCAUUCAGAGUCAUUUCCGCUCCCCCGCACUAAUUGUUGCCAUUCACACGAUCCCCGAUUAGUCAUCGGAGAUGAUUUUGAGACCCCAAACAAUGCCUUUUUAAUGAUUUGGAGAAAGAGACAGAAAAACAUUCAUUCCACACAAAUUGUGUUUCCGUUCUCAAUGAUUAUCACAACACGCACAAAACAAUAUGUUUCAUACAAAAACUGUGCCAGAGACAUUACCUGACUCAUCGACAGCCCUUUUGAGUCAGCAAAUUUGACCCAUGGGAAAAUGGGACAGGUUUUACUGUAGAGCAUUCGGAUGAGGCGAAGAAGCUUUCUUGGGGACUGAAAAAGGUGAUUUUGGUAAAAAAAUAGAAGCUGAGAUUUGAGAAAAAUGAAAAAAAUAUGGUAAUUUCCGACUGAUGAACAAUAGAAAGUUCUCAUCAACUUUUUGAAAACGUGGUUUUUUUCAGUGAUUUGACAUCAUGGUUAAAAUUUCAAAUUUGGAGCUAAAUUCCCGAAAAUUUGAAGUUAAACACUGACUUUUUAAAAUAAUUUUACACAUAGACCUAGAUGUUAAUAGAAAUGAUUUGACAAAAUUUGAAGAUAAAAACUUCAAAAUAAAUGGCAUUACAGUUGUUGGAAGGAAAUUUAUGAAGUUUUUAAUAAAGUUAUAUUAGUCAAAAAAAGACAAAAAAAAUUAGUUAGAUUUUAUAAAGUCAUAGUUUUCAAAAAAAAAUUUUUUUUGGUUUUUUUCAAAAGGUUAGAAAGGAAUUCUUUUUCAGGUUAUAUCAGAAUAAUUCGGAAAAUUAUAUUUGUUGUGUAAUUAACAAGGAUUACGACGAGAAAAAGUUUAAAACUAAAUUUUAUGUACUCUACCAUUAAAAUUUGGAAGUUUCUUCACAACUUGUUCGCCCCGAGAAACAGUAGACUUGGUUAUUAUUAUUUCUCUCGUUUACAGGAGCGUCAAAGGGACAAGGACUCGCCGUACAACUUCAACGUGCCGCCGCAGAUGAGCCUCGACCUGGAUACUUACGAGAAAACGGGAGAAGCCAAAGUUGUGACGUUGAGCUCGGAGGUGAGCCUGAGCUGGCCCAGCUCCCUUACAAGUCAAACUAACUUAGAAAUUAGUUAAGAAAAAUGAAGUCUUACGAAACUUCAUCGAAUUCUGAUGCAAAUACUUCUUCCGCAUACCUAGUUGGCUCUCAUUUUUCUCCCUGGAAGAUUUAAAAACAAUGAGAGAAAAUAAGAAAAAUGGUGGUAUCAGAAAUUGAUAGAUGCUCCUACAAAGAUUCUCCUGGAUAAUUUUCUUCAAAAUCCAAAAGUUCAGGUCAAGCCGGAGCCUUCCUCCAGCAUAACUUCUAUUUCCGCAGCGAUUCCGGAAGAGAAACCCAAGUUGAUGGCGUCGGAAGUUGCGCCGCCGAUGCCCCAGCCGCCUCUGAACCUUCAGGCGAUGCUCAGUCAAAUGCAGGCCAACGCGUUCCCUUUCAUGGACGCCGCUCAGUUCAUGGCCGCUGGUGAGACUUUACGUCGUAGAAUUAUAAUUCAAAAAAGAAGGAGUUUUCAAAGACUUUCAGAAUAACUUAUGACGUCAUUUUCCAGGACCGAUGUCGCAAAUGACGCCGCAGACGUCGUCCAGUGGAAGGAGAGCCAAUCGGACGAGAUUCACCGAUUAUCAGCUGAGGACCUUGCAGCAGUUCUUCGACAAACAGGUGUGUGAAUUCCCUACGAGAUCACUCGAGGGAUUACUCUACGAAAAUGGGAAAAUCAAGUGCCAGCUUUUGAGGCGCCUGAUAAUCUAGCGAAAUAAGGAACAAGACGUUUUGAAGUGGCCCUUUUAGUGUUUUGUGAAAAGUUGAAGAGGUCACUAUAGGGUUGUUAAUCCAAGUGGUCACUUCAGGAUAAGGUCGAGACUUUUUUGCCGUGUUCAAUUUGAUUCCGCGAAAUGCAAAAUACCCGUUGGAGAAAAGAAAAGAUCACUAAAUUUUGGAGAGUCAGAGAUGAAUUCGCAUUUCGCGGAAUCAAAUUGAACACGGUAUUUGGAAAGACGUCUAAAAUGUUUUCCUAUUAACUUUUUAUAAAAAGUCAAUCAAUAGAAUUGAGAAGUUUUAAACGAUAAGCUCCAAGUCCUUUUUCCAAGCUUUAUCUUCUCAUUUUACGAAAAAAAAAAUCCUCGUUCCCCAGGCCUAUCCGAAAGACGACGACCUGGAGAUCCUCAGCAAGAAGCUCCAAUUGAGCCCUCGGGUCAUCGUCGUCUGGUUCCAAAAUGCGAGACAAAAAGCCCGGAAAAUCUACGAAAAUCAGCCGAAUCACGAGAGCAACGACCGAUUCGUCCGAACUCCCGGCAGCAAUUUCCAGUGCAAAAGGUCUGAGAAAACUGGAAAAGUCUUUGGGAUUUAUAGCGAUUUCCAGGUGCAGUCAGGUGUUCCAAAGGUACUACGAGCUGAUCCAGCACCAGCAGAAGAAGUGCUACAAGGACGACGGCCUCGCCUUGGUUCAUGACAAUAAGGUGAGGAGAAGCUGAAGAUGAAGCUCAGCAAGAAGUUUAGAGCGUCGAAGAGUCCCUGACCGAGGAGGAAAAGCUGGCGACACACGCCGCGAUUCCUUCGGUCGCCGACUUGAAGCCUCCGACCGAUCUUUUGAAGCUUCUGGUCAACUCGAAGAGCAACACCGACGUGCUUCUGAAAAUGGUAGGGUCGUGGAUUUUUUGAGAAGAGAGGAGACAUGAGUUCCGCAGAACCUGUAAUGAUUUUUUUGAAAAGGUACCAAAAUCAGCCUGAACAAAAAAGUAGAAACCCCUUUUUUACGGUGAUCAACGAACAAGAUGAACAAGGCAUUUUGAAGCUAUGACGCCUAGAAAUCCAAACGUGUAGUUGAUCAAUUUGAAAGCUUGGUCUUACGAUCCUUCACUCCGUUCUUCUCUCCGUAGUUGAUUCGGUUGCGUCGUGAGAAGCUCAGAAUGUAGCAGAUGUUGUAGAUGGAAUCCGAAGACCAUGCAUUCGGUUAAGUCUUGAAAUAAAAGCAGCCACUCCGAUACAAGACAUUACACAGAAUCUUAUUGAUUUUCUUCUUUUUUCAGUGCGAGACAGUCGGAACAUCUGCACCGGCCUUCCACAAGCGGUGUCCGUUCUGCAGCGUCGCCUUCCGAUGCAAGAAGACCAUGUCGGAGCAUCUGCAGACCAAACACGCCCCUCAGAUGAUGCUGGCUUCCUUCGAUCUGGACAUGCUCCCAAACGCCGACGAGGUCCCUUCCUUCCUCUCCGCCUUCGGAGACUCCAAAGACUCCUCGGCCCUGGACCUCAGUGGCACGUCUUCUCAAGAGUACGCCUUUUUUUUAAACUGAAGACCAUGAAUUAUUCUCAGCGCCUUUCGUCGGGAAUCCCUCUCGAUCUCACCUCAUCCCGGACAUUCGGACGACGACGUCAUGACGGAAGCCUUGGAAGAUUCCCCGUUUGCCAGUUUCCCGAUGUCGGCCUUGUCCAGCGGCAAUGGCGCCCGGUCGCCGGCUAACAAUAAGAGAUACCGGACUCAUUUGACGCCGAUUCAAGUUCAUGUCAGUUUUCGGAAAAGAAUUCUCUCGAAGGUUAUGAUCUCUCGCCAAAAAGAAGGCUCCAGAUAUUUUCGCAGUCGUUUUUAUAACUCCCACAAUAUUCAUGAAGUUCGGUUCAGGUGAUGAAAAACGUCUUCGCCGACUACAAGACUCCUUCGAUGGCUGAAUGUGAGAUGUUGGGUCGCGAAAUUGGGCUCCACAAACGAGUGGUCCAAGUUUGGUUCCAGAAUGCUCGGGCCAAGGAGCGCAAGACCAGGCCGGCUAAUGGUGAUUUUCAGAAUAGUUGAUAAAUCACAAAUUUUUUUUAAAUACAAGUGUGAGGCAAAAAAAUUCUUGAUUUGAAUCGAAAAAUGAAAGUUCGUUUUGUCCAUGGAGCAAAAUAAACAUUUUUCUCGCUUAAAAUGUUUUUUUUUUUGACCUCUUAACUUUUUUCAAAAUCCCACCGCGAAAUGAAAUGACCUCCCUUGUCUUCGGAAGGAGUACCAAGAGAAAGGAAAAUAAUGAUUAUUCAGAUUUUUCAGCCGACGAAGAUCAAAGGCCUCUCCAGGCAAACUGCAGCAUCUGCGGAGUCGAGUACAACGGCCGCCUCUCGAUGCAAGACCACAUUUUCUCCUCUGAGCACAUCGGAAGGCUGAAGAUGCAGCUGAAGAGCGAGGGGAUCUCCGACGUCGUCACGGACAUCGAAAAGCGCAAUCGGUCCUCUUCCAACACCCCCAUGAGCUCUUCUGGACUGAACCUGAACGCCUUCCCCUUCAACUUUAUGAACGGCAUGCUUGGAGGAGGUAGAGUUGAGAAAAUACACUGGGAAUGGCUCGAAUGCUUUCCAAGAACUUCCGAUUCUCCUGUUCGAAAAAACUGUCCAGCUGCGCCCGACCUUGAGCGUCUUUCUAUAAGGGAAUGAAUGUCUCAGCGCGAAAGUAGUUAUCUGUCGGGCGCAGUGACAAAAUGAUUCCUCUGAAUUCACUUUUAGUGGUUUUUCCGAACUUCAAGGUCCUUGGAGUGACUUGAAGGCUUUCGAAAAUUUAGAUGGGAUUUCAACUGUCAGAAAUUUACGAAUCUUUGAAAAUUUGAAAAGAGAAGUUUUAGUUUUUAACAAAAAUCUCUUCCAGGCCUCCCAUUCCUCGACGUCAACCUGUUCGGCACCCCGAUUCCGAUGCUCCAGAUCCCGGAAAUCGUCAAGCUGCAGAUCUCUAGCGACAUCGCCUCCACGACCGCGACAUCGACAACCUUCACCCAGGACGCCGAAACGGUCGAUUCCCUCAGAGAUCAGCUUCCUGAGGAGGAAAAGCCGUUCUUGCAGUCCAAAGACAAGGAGGUUGAGGCGAUAUCGCAUAUUCUGAUGAUUAUUUUGUUCCUUUCAGGUCGGCUGGGCCUGUCCCUCUUGUACCAACGUCUUUCAGGAAGUCUCCAAGCUCCGGGAACACCAAAAAUCGUUGGCCAUGUGCCAAAAUUGUGAAGGGGUGAGUUUCGGAGCGAAUGUUUUGAGAAACGCAGGGUUACUGUAGAGUCAAUGAUGAUUCACAAAACGGGCAUCUUUUCAGGAGAAUAUAAUUCUGCUGAAUUAUUUUCGGAUUACGGUAAUAUGUGAAACCGGUAGAACUUUCUGAACCUAUUAUUUUCCCACACUAUUUUUCUAGGUUUUUAUAGAACUUUAUUAAAUUUUUCUCAAGCUAGCGGUAAAUGAACUUAAUUUUUUUAAUUUUUGGAAAACCAAGUGAAAUAACGUUCUUGUAAAAUUACUACCUCGAAAAACUGAGAAGACUUUUAAAAAGAAAAAGAAGUUAAAAACAAAACAUUCGCGCUCUAUUGAUAAUUUGCGUAUUUUUAUUAUCAUUUUUCCAUUAUUUUUUCAGUUGGUCUUUUAUCAUGUUUACUUUGAAAACUUAACCAUGAAGCGCGCAGUUUUCAAAAAGCUACCUUACUUUUUUUUGGCCAUUUUUCGAAAACUCUAGAACAAGAAAUAGAAAAACUCGGUUUUGCACACUAUUUUUACUGAUCGUUACAAGAAAAUAUGAAAAUAAUAAAUUUUAAAGUCUUUUCACCUUUUCCAAUAUUGAUGAUAACAUUGAAACUAACGGAACUUGGGAUCGAAAAGUUUUGCGAGUUUUUUGGUGCCGCCGCGCGUAAGCCGUUUCAGGUCGGCGACAAGCCAUUCCACGUGCACAGUAGAAAUUUUUAUAGAAUGUGAAAUAAGAUAACUGAAUUUUGGAGAGUCAAAGAUUAUUUCGCAUUUCACUUUGAACUUUUGAACAGAACUUUUGGACGUAAUAAAUAACGCUUACCGAACUUCUUUAAAUGUUCACUUAGAAACCGACAACUCAUCUUUGUUCCAAAAAAAGUUUUUUUAAUAAAACUUCGAUUUUCCAGACGUUCACCCUAGUGCAAACGCACUACGAGUGCAACGCGUGUCCGGCCCAAUUUGGAAUGGCUAAGGAUUAUAUGGCCCACAUCCACAGCCCACAGCACAUCCAACAACGCAACCGACGUGUCUAAUCAUUAUGGUCAUUGGAAAAUUCGAAAAAGUGGCCGCUCUAGGGGACUUUUUCCGAUUUUUCAUGAAAUCUUGUCAUUUUUUUUCAUUUGGUUUUCACCACCUCGCCUCUCUCUCCGAUUCGUUGCCAAAAAUUUGAUAGUUUAUAUUCGCCAUUUGCCAAGUUUCGCAUGUAUUUUUGCGCUUGGUCGCAUUUGGAAUGACUCUCAUUGUAACCGCUCCGCAGCCGCGACGCGUUGAGCCAUUCCAAAUGCGACCUUUGAGACAGUUUCCGAAGAAUUCAAGCAUACUGUGAUGCGAUCUCCCCAUGAAUAAUUAUUUCUUCCUUUAAGAAAAAAUAACUUUGUUCUUUCCAAAUUUUUUUUUUUCAGGGAAUCUUUGUCCCUUUCCCCCAUUCACGGAUAAUGACAAUUGAUGAGGCAAUAACUCGUUUUCCCCCCGUUUUUUCCAUGGCUUUAAUAAUAAUUAUUGUGCUUUAUACGAUGAGACAUUCUGGAAAAUGAUGCAAUAAUCACUUUUUUUCGCCUUUCUACCCCGUUUUUCCUAACCUUAAAUGUCCCUUUACAUUUAUAUUGUGCCCGGAAUCCGGUUUCUCGAUUUGCAGUGUGAUGACUCUUGAUGUAAUUAGAACUUUAGAAUAUUUUUCCCACCGUUUUUUAAAUCAUAGAUUGUCCCCAUGGCUUUUUUUCCUAUUUCAAUUUGCGCUCUUGAGAGAAAAAUUUAAAAGAAAAGAUAAUAAAGAUUUUUAAAAUAUAUCAUUUUUUGUGUCAUGUGUGUAAAAUUCAAGAAGAUUUACAUGUGUUUUAUUGAAAAUGUUCAGGAUUUAAACUUUAAAGCCUGUGGUCGCAAUUGGAAUGGCUCGGAGCGUUGCGGUUGCUUUAACUUGCGCCCGACUCUAAACUACUUCGGUGUGAGGGCGCCGGAUGUCAACCGCGACGUUUUGAGCCAUUCCAAAUGCGGCCAAUAAUAAACUUUUGGAUGAUUUUUUUAACUCUGAAAUUAUGGAAAUUUGCUUUUUUUGCCGAUUAAAAAAAUAUUUAAAAAAAUGAAAAAAAUUGAGAGGUCUGCUGCGGACUGAAGAGACGCCACAGAAAUGAGAAACUCUUUUUUUCUCUGGCGUCUCUUCAACAAGCUUCCUCUCUCGCCUUUGCUUCUUUGCUUAUUUUUUUCAUAGUCCAGUUGAAAAAAAAAAAUGGAAAAGCUGUCUCAGAAUGGAUUUUCGAAAAAAACCUUCAGGAAUGAAGUAUUUUCAAGAAAAAAACAUUUCAAUAAUUUUUUUUCCAACGUUCUCUUCGAGAAAACCUUGAAAAUGAUUCAUUUCUUUACUUUUUCUUCUUGAAAUGAAACUGGUCCAUUAUGAGGAGGCCACUUGCCAAAUAUGGAAAGAGAGCAAAUAGAAAAAAACGUUGAGCGUCAAUAAAAUGCGUGAAAUUUUUUUGUUUGAAAAUUAUCGAUUUUUUUCAGCUCAAGGUUUGGAACAAGUUGAAGGAACUGCAUCAAGAUGGGUUUUGCUGCAUGCAUAGUGAGUCUUUUUAAUUUUAAACUUUCUUUUUCGGGUUAAACAGCUUUGCUAGAUCAUACAUUUUUUUUUUCUCCGAAGUCAAAAAGAGCAAAAAAAAAAGCUUAUGGCAAGCCGAAUUCCCAAGCCGUCUCCGAUCCAAGUACUACCGGCUCUCAAUGUUGCUUAACUUGCCAGAUCGGACGGGAUGGCGUGUUUUUAACGUGAUAUGGUCGUAAGCGAAUGUGGUGGUGUUUCGAUGGAAUACCAUUCAGGCUGAGGGUCUGUCAUGCCCUGAGCUGACAGUCAGGGUUACAAAGUUCACAGAACUCGCGUUUUUGGAAAAAAAAAAUCAGUUGUUAAAGGCGAGCAAAAACAGAGUAUACAGAAAAUUUAGAAAAAAAUUUAAAUGUUUAAGUAUUGGCAAUUUGUUUAUCCAUUUAUUGUUGCCAAUUAUAAAGGACUCACGCUUUUGGCUGUUUCGAUUAUUUUCUUCAAACUAGUAUAAUUUUUUUUUCGUCAACUCACACGGACGUACUUCCAGUCCGAAGGUCUAUUCCAGCAAAACCGUAUCACUCUCGCUUACGACCAUAUCACGUUGAAAACACGUCAUCCCGUUCGAUCUGGCAAGUUAAGCAACGUUGAGAGCCGGUAGUACUUGGAUCGGAGACGGCUUGGGAAUUCGGCUUGCCGUAAGCUUUUUUAUUUAUCAACUUUAUUUUUCUUCUCGAAAUGAACUUUUCAUGAUGCGAAGACCCUUUUUGGAUUUUCACAGAAGCGAAAGAGUGUACAGUAUUCAUUUCCAGACAAAGAUUUUCAGACCAUUUUCUAUGAGUUUUUCUAAAAUUUAUUACACAACAUUUGUUUACACCUGGAGACUAGGUAGAAAUCAAUUGAUUCUGGCGGUGGCCACCUCUCUGAACUGAAUGCCUAAUUUAUUCGGAUGAGAAGAGCCGCCGCGGGGGUCUCCGUUUCAAUUGCCGCGCACUUUUCCGCCCAUUCCAUUCCAUUAGGAAUAAAAUAUUUGUUUGUCUCUCACUUUUCUUGUUUUUUCUAGUUCUAGUAGUUCAGGUGAUAAGAUUGUGGUCACGUUGCGCGGAAUUCAGAAUUAUAUAUUAUUGAAAGAAGUGGAAAUUCUAAUAAAAAAAGAGAAAAUUGCGAGAAAUUUUGUAGUUCGAAACAGCCUUCGAAAUAAAAAUUAAAAACUAUUUUUGCUCCAAGGAUAAUUUGAGGAGAUGCUUAAGUUUGAGGUUGAAAAUGAGAAACUUCCCUUCAAUUUCAAAAGUGAAAGCAAAAACUUUAUUUUGAACUUUUCAACUGGUUCGAAAAUUUUCCGUGGACGGCCAAUUUUUGAUCUUUUCUGGCUAUUUUUAGGCGAUUUUUAUGACCACCUCUUCGCAUUUUCUAUUGAAAAGUAGGAUUUUGAGACCUGUGAAUGCCCUGAAUAGCUUUACAAAUGGAAAUCUCUCCUUUUUUAUUUUUUCUUCAAAUUAUGCAAAAUUUUGAACUUUUGCGCGAUCUUACCUUGUAAAUAGAUUAUUUCUUGAUUAAUUCCGAUUGAAAGUCUACUUUUUCAUAAUCAAAAGGAAAAUUCCAUGGCUUCAUCUUUUUCACUUCUGUGUUAUAAUAUUGUGAGCCAAGAGUCGCGAAGAAGCCAAGCACUCUAGAAAUUGGGGGAAUAUAAUCCUCCUAGAAGGGUUUUGGAGAGAGGUGCAGUCUUCUCGAAAAAGACAACAACAUGGGCGGUGCGUGACGAAAUGAGAAACGACAUGACCAGCUGUCCUUCUCGUUCACUACUACUACUGAACGGCUUCUCUUUUCUCUUUGAUUUUAUUUCAUAACCUUGGAAGACGUACUGAUGAUCGAAAAAUGACUUUGAGCUAAACGUAUAAGAAUAAUAAAGAUUUAGGCUAUACUAUCUUUUGAUGGAUGGUUUUCAAGAAAAAAUAAAUUUUGAAAAGCAAAAAAAACGGUUGAGAGCGGCAAAAAAAGCUUAUGGCAAGCCGAAUUCCCAAGCCGUCUCCGAUCCAAGUACUACCGGCUCUCAACGUUGCUUAACUUGCCAGAUCGGACGGGAUGGCGUGUUUUCAACGUGAUAUGGUUGUAAGCGAAUGUGGUGGUUUUUCGCUGCAAGACAGCUUCGGUUUGAACGCCUGUAGUGUUAGAAGGUUUAUAGAAAAGGAAAGUUUGAUAUUUACAAAAGUGCCAGACAAAGCCCUGAACGCCUGAUUGAACUAACAGAAGAAAGACAUUUGAAUUCACGAAAUUCAAAAAAAAAGUUACCUUACCCUCAUUAACUUCGCACUAACUCUGGUAGAAGUUCAGUCCGAAUGUGUUCCAUCGAAACAGCACAACACUCGCUUACGACCAUAUCACGUUGAAAACACGCCAUCCCGUCCGAUCUGGCAAGUUAAGCAACGUCGAGAGCCGGUAGUACUUGGAUCGGAGACGGCUUGGGAAUUCGGCUUGCCGUAAGCUUUUUCCUCUUCUUUCAAAGCAAAAAAAUAAUAAUAAAUCAAAAUCUGUGGUUUUUGAAAGUGGAAAAAUGAUUAGCGAAGUUGAAAAAAGCCCAAGCAGUUCAGUGUGGUUCCUGCACUUCUUUGUCCCAAUCUUCAUUUCGCCUCCACCGUUUUUUAUGGGCAUCCGUAUAUCGUUUUGAGGCCCUGUUUAUGGGGACAGCUGUCAGCAAGGUUGCUCAACGGAAAUGAUCGUGUUUUUCUGUUUUUUGAAAAUUUUUUUUUCUCAAAAAGCUCUUCUAUUUUUUUAAAAAUAAUUUCAAAGAAGUUUGGCUUAAUAUUCGUUGGUAUUUGAAGAUAAGAAGAAUUUUAAAAGUCUGUUUCCAUGAGAUUUUCAGAUUAUUUAAAGGCAGUUUUUCCAGGUUUUUCUCAAAUAAAUUUUUUUUCUUCUAGAAAAGUUCAACUUAUGAAGAACUUUAAAUAUAUCGCCCGGACUUCUAUGUCCCGUAAGAUUUUUUCUUUUCCUUAUUUUAAUAUAAGAAAAUAUGGUCUUCAUUUUCAGAACCCUUGAUUUUUUAGUGUAAGGAAUCGCUCGAAAAACACUCUUGAUUUCAUCAAAAGUCAAUAAUGCGAACACCUGUCCCAGAAAGACCUCUGCUGACUCAUUGAAAUCGGAAAAAAUGAUCAUUAUCACUUAGGAGCGGGACUCGAUAGAAAUGCAAAACCGACCAAAUCCGCUGUAAUUCCACGCCUCGCGGCUGUCCCUCGGCCCAAUUGCUCUUUUCCUUUCUCUCUUUCUGGCGACUGGACUGGACUCGGGCGGAAAUUGCUCGUGAAGUGGCUCAUCGUAAAUAGUUGUGUUUUUGGCGCGUCGCCAAUUUCCAAUUUCGCUCCUAGUUUUGAUUAUGAUUGAAUAAACUCUGACGUUUUUUGGCCGCCAAUUUUGAUGAAACUUGGCGGAAAUACAUCCUAGAGCCUCCUGACUUCAGAGCAAUUACAAAACUUUCCUUCAUAGAUUUUUUUUUCAAGUAAUGAGCUUUUUAAGUUUGAGAAUUACAUAAAAUAUGACGAAAAGGGUCUAUUUUUUGAAUAGUUCUAACUCGAAAACCAGGUCUAUUGGGAAGCAUUUUCUCUUGUUCUGGAAUUAUUGGGCUCUGAAGUUCAUUUCAUCAAAAGUUGAGCCAAAACAUGUUCCCUUGUGAGUUUGAAACAAAAGAACAAGAGACUUAGGGACACCCCCAAUCCGGGACAAAAUACUUCCAAGAGGUAUAAAAUCUAGGUAAUCCUUAUAAGGGUAUAAGGUUUGGCCCCUAAGCCCUUAAAGCUUAAGUGGUCCCUAAAGUGGCUUCCCGAUUUUUCGUUCAAAUUUCGAAAUCAUAAAAAAGUAAGAUACAGUCCCCGUAUAGGAGGACUAUAGCUUGCAAACGUGGACGGGAACCUUCUAGCGCCCUUAAGGUUACCCCUCUAGGGACCACUUCGGCGUUCCUGAGAACAGUAAACACUCUACUGUUUACAGAUUACUGUAUUUUUACAAUUUUCCAGCUCUCAUUAGUCACAACCGAAAAAGUCUGACUUUUCUGCGCUCUCAUUUCCCUCGGAAAAAGUUUUGUUUUUACGUGAUUUUUUGAUUUUUGUGAGCUCGCCAGUGAGAGAAAAGAGAUCGCAGACAGGUCAGAUCUUUUCAAGGGUGAAUUGUGUUUCAAAUAACAAAUAUAUAAAAUUACUGUUUCUCAGUAAUGAUUUCAAAUGGUCAGUUGAGUUUGAACAACCAAUUUCAGUUCACAUAAAUGAGCCAUGAAAGUUCAUACUAUUUUGGAUCUCGUUGAGCUGAAUUGUUCCCGCGCUCCGGACGGAUCAUUCCUAAGGACCUCUUUAGUCACUUCAGCACUUAAGUGAUCCCUAAGCUUGCUCAGAAACUUCCGGAGCGCGUAUGACUUUCGUCACCGUGGUCCAUGCUUUAAAAUCUGGAGGGAAGAACCAUUUUAUGUUUAAUUCUAUCGAUUUUUGGUUUUUUUUUCGCCGAAAAAGUCGGUUGAACUCACUCAAUUUAUUUGUCAAUCGCUCUAAAAGAUCUCAAAAAUGCGGUUUCCCCUCCCAAAAACGUUUCGACAUCCAAUCAACAGAGAAGGAACACCCCGAAAAUUAGUGCGCCUGUGCAAAUUUGGCCUGGAAUCGAUUGAAAACGAAUCCCUUCUCUUCGCCGAAGCUCCGCCCCCACACAAACAACUAGUAACUCCGCUUGGCCACGCCCCUUUUUUCAUUUCGUUUCCUACUUUUUCGGCUCACGACUCAUCCGUAAUGAGCCUGAGCCAUUGCGGCGUGAAACAAUCCCAUUUUUCCUCCCCUUUUUCUCUCAAAAAUCGAUCUUUUUGGUGGAAAAUUGCAUGAAAAUGGCCGGAAUUCACACAUUUCCAUGCAAUUUUAAUACACGGCGGCCGGAGAGAAUGAAUGUUUUCCAGGAAUUUCGGAGCAAAAUGGCGGCGGAAGAGGUCGAGCCGUUGAGACGAGGCGAAAAGGAUCCCGUGUGAGUUUUGAGCUUUGGGAAUCGUUCAGAAUUUUCGCUGAAAAAAGGAAUCAGUGAAAAAAUUUCCGAGUUUGAUAAUUUUCAAGGAACCUGAAUAUUUUCUCGGAAUAAAAUUUAAAAUUUGAAUAUUGAAAAGAUAGAUUCUUCACAAAAACUGUCUAAAAAACUAUUUUACAUCAUGAAAAUUGCAGUUUUUAGAGUUUUUAUGCAGGAAAAAAUGAUCGAAUCUGCCACACGAUCUCAUUUUUGCGCGUCACAUUGCAUGUUGUGUGUUUACGUCCAAAACAUCAUAUUUUACGUCAACCAAAAUUUUAAGCGUAUCACGGUGUUUCUUUUGCGACGCCCCGCCCACUUUUCUCCGUCAAUUAGGACGUGUUUAGUGCAUGCACAAAAAAUUUGGAAAAUAAGGUUAACCGAUGAUAUAAGUGUGAGAAACGAAUGAACAUUGAAGAAAAAAAGACGAGGAAAUUAAAAGAGAUUAAAUAAAAACUAUAUUGCUGUGGAGAAACAAAUAAAAAGAUGUUUUUUUACAGCAAGUACUUUUUAUUAUAAAAAGUUGACGGAAUAUCCGGAUAUAAAUGAAUUCCGGAACAUAUUUUCUCAACUUCACAGACUUUUUUCAUGUAACUUCAUCUUAUUGAUGUCCACAACCUAGGAAUCUGAACAAUCGACAAAAAAAUAGAAUAAGAAAAACAUAAAAUGGGGUGAAACAUGUUCCAUACAAACAGGUGGAGAUUUUUCAAAACGCUUCUUCAUAACGAGUUUUAAAGUUAGCCUCACAGAACUACUUUCAAAAAAACGUCUAACAGCCCAGAGUAUAACCCGAUCGUGGUCCCGCAAUACUAUCAGCAAUCUACGAAAAGAAAAAAAGUGAAAAAAAUAUGAAAAAAAUAGACAAAAAAAUCAAAAAAAUAAAGCCACUUUUUUUCAAAUUUCGCGGGCGAAUUUCGAGAAGUGCGCAGACUUUGCCGAGUUUCAAAUUCCUUUGCAUUUUUCUUCAACUGGCAGAAACGCCGUGGUAUUAUUAAUUUUUUUAUAGAUUAACAUUAGAAGCGUGCAAUGCGAGGUCACGAAUCCGACGAAACGAGGCCGAAGACUCGACAACCUUUUUAUUUCGAUUAUUCUUCGUAAGAUUUUAAUUUUCAACUUUUUUUUAAAAUUGCAAAUUUGAUUUAGAGACAUUCCCAACGUUGAAUGUAUCGACUGGCAAGUUCUGCGAGCUUUAAAGACCCAAAAACGUUGGGGCGUGAUUCGACAUCCGUUUGUAUUGAAUUAUCUCAAUCACAAGCUCCUCCGAUGUGCAUUAUUCUACACGAUUCAUAUCAUUGGUUGGUUUUGUGUUGAUUUUCUGUGAGGAAGGUACAAAAAUAAAUAACAAUAGUUGAAAUGUUUAAAUUUUUGUAUCGUCUUUUUAUAGUCUGUGUACCGCGACUUGAAAUUUCACGGAACGACAUUCCACUGUGCCGCUGCGCGCUUUUGCGAACCUUGGUCGCACUUUCAAUUUUUUUUUCUUUCAUUAAGGUACUUUAUUUUCAUGCACACAGCAGUAACAAUCAAUUGAAAGCGUGACCGAGAUUCGAAAGACGCUUCGCGAGCGCACGCAGCGGAACAGCGGAAUGUAGUUCCGUUAAAUUUCAAGUCGUGGCACACAGACUAUACAAACCUGUUGAUUCGGUUGUUGUAUAUUUUUUUAGAAGGAAUUUUUCGAUGCUUUUAACCUUUUUUUGGUUAAAAAUCAUGUUUUGUUUAUUUUAUGUUUUUGUUUAUUUUAUAUUAGAAAGAUUCAAAUUUAAGCUUGACUCAGGGAAAUUUUUUUGAAUUUUUCUGCAAAAUUUUUUUAAAAAUCAGGAUCAAUUUUUUUGAUUAGUUUGGGGUACAUGAUUUAGAGAGAUACAAAAAUUAAAUAGUUGAAAUUUUUUUGGAAUUUUUUUCCAUUUUUUUAAUUAAUGAAUUUCCUCUUGAAAAAACCCAGGAAAAUAAAUUAUUCAUUAAAAAAAUCGAAUUUCGAUUUUUUUGCCAUGAUUCAACGGAUCAUUUCUUUAUUAAAGAUUCAUUUAUUUUUUUUGCAAGGUUUUUGUCACAAAUCCAAAGGAAACUCAUUAGAAAAGUUAACUCAAGCCGCAACGCGACCGCGACGCUUUGAGCCAUUAAUUUUCUUGAAAAGUGAUCCAUUCCAGCCUUCUUCUCAUUCCUGUUACUGUUAUCCUGGCACGUCUUUGCCAGAACUUUCUACAAGGACGUUUUAGUUUCAGCCUUCGUUCUGAUGUUUUUCAUUUUUAUGGUCAGUUUGUCACAGGAUCUCAAAUUAAUUUAUCGAUUUUCAAGGUUUUGAAAGGGUCAAUCAAGGCGAGAAUCACGAAAUCCGUGUCUUUUUGGUUCGUCGUCGCCUACAUUUUCAAUAUGUGCACUUAUGCGGCGACUUUGGCUUACGUUUGGCUUCCGACAAUGUUCCGAUAUGAUGAUUUUCAUCAGGAAAUGAAGGUUUGAAGGAAAAAGAGGAAAAAAUCUGAAUUUUUUAAGUUUUAUGAAGCAAUGUGAAAUUUUAUAGGAAUUGUAAACCGAAUUUGAGUAAAGAAUAUCCAAAAAAAAGGAAUUUUUUGAGAUUAAAAUUAAAGAAAUUUAAGAAAAAAUAGUUUGAAAAAAAAAAUGAAAUCUCUUUAAACCGAAUAUUCAUUUUUUAUUCUUAUUCUAUACCAUCAUUUAUAUCAGGAACAAAAAAUUUUCAAAAAUAAGCGUUAAAUUAGCGUUAAUUAAGCAUUUUUUUGAGUUAAAAAGAAAUUUUUUUCUAGAAAAGAAAUAGUUUUGACUUGAAAAAAACUGGAACUUAUAAUGAGAUCGUUCUGAAUUUUUGAGGAUUGAUAGGCUUUCAAUGAAACAUUUCAUUUUUUUCAAAUGUUCAAAUUUUUUUCUAGUUGCAGGAUUCUCAUUUAAAAAAAGCCGAGAAAAAAAUUAAAUUUUUUUAAAAGAAAAAUUAGGAAUGAACUUGCAGAACAUCGUUUUGUGGUUCCUUCCGAUCGUUGCCAUUAUUUCGGCUUGGGCCAAUUUCCUGUACAUUUUGCGCAAGUCCCCGUUCGGCAUCUACAUCUUCAUGAUGACCAGAAUCUUGAGAUCUUUUGGACAUGUGGGUUUGUCAAAAAAAAAAUAUUACCCGGAUGGGGAGGAAAUUCACAGUUAUUUAUCUAGCCUUAUUUGUCAUUUAGGGUUACUUUAGACUCAUUUUUGCGAAUUUUUUCUUCCAUUACUUUAUCACAAGGUUCAAAAGUAUUUGGCUUGAAUGACUUGAUUGGAACUGGGAAACUGUGAAAAUUUCUAGUGGCCUUUAUAGAAGCUCGCCAAGGACUGCUUAGAGGACACUAAAGUGGCCUUCAGUAGUUUUUCAUCCAGUGUUCCUUCCAAUAACUGAUAAUUUUUAAACAAACAGAUUGGAUCAGUUAUGUUGAUCGAUGGACCCCUAAAGUGGCCACUAAAAUUUUUUUAGUGGUCUAGUAGUAGCCCUUAGACCUCUAUAGUGGCCACUAAUUUGACUACUAUAGCGGCCACAAAACGUCAAAACCCUACAGUGGCCACUAAAAAUUUUCACAGAAUGACGUUGAAAAUCAGUUAAAACUAAAAAUCUUGUCAAAAAAAAAAUUGAAGGUUUAGAGAAUUUUCUUCCGAAAAUAAAUGGAUUGUACUUCGUGUAUUUGUUUUUGUUUUUUUCCCAAAAAAAAAAACGGAAAAAUUCACGUUUUCAGAUCGCAACAAUUUGGAUACCCACUCUGAUCGCCUUCUCUUUCGCUUUUCAUCUGAUAAUGCGGGAUAGUGGAAUCAAGCCCUGGGAUACGAUUGACAACGUUGGUUUUGAUUUUGGGAUAGGUCAAGUUUGAAGGAAAGGAAGAAAUUCUUGAAAAGGAGAAAAAAGUCAUAAGAAAUCUCUGAAAAAUGAAAAAAGGUCGAGACAAAGUUUUUUAGGAAAAAAAGGUCAAGGAUAAGCUCUGAACAGGAAAAAAAGGGUCAAAAAGGACAUUAGGAAGCUCUAAAAAAAAAGUACAAAAAGAUCAGAAAAAAAAUUGAGUGAAAGCUCUGAACUCGGGUCUAUUAAAAUAGGAGCUCAAGAAGUAAUUUUUCUUUUUUUAUCUCAAGGAAUUCAUUUUCGAGCUCCUUUUUGGACUAAAGAAAGGAAUUCAGUCUUUUUGAAGUUUUUUUUAACAAGAGCUUUUUUCAAUUCUUGGCAUCAUAUUUGAAAAGAAAAGCCAAGUUUAGAGAAAAGGUUGAAACGCUGAAAAAGAAGAAAAGGGUCAAAAAUGUUGAGAUAAAUCUCUAGCAAAGGGAAAAAAGGCCGGGAAAAGUUUGAAACGCAAAAGAACCCUCAUUUUUUGAACAAUAUUGAUUUCCUACUGAGAACUUUGGAGUGGUCCCUAUAGGGACUGUAAAAGGGACCCUCUGAAGCGUCCCAAUAAAGACCCUGUCUUCUCAUAGGUAGCUCUAUGGUUUUAGGUUUUUGUGAACCGCGUGAAAAGCACUAGAGGGACCACUUAAAUUUUGACCCCUGUAGGAACCGUAAACUUGCCUCCUAUAGUGAUCCCUUGAUCAACAAAACCUGAUAGGGACCCCUUCGAAAUUUCUCAGUAGCUUUCCUUUUUGAUCCAAAAAAAUUAAACUCAGUUUUUCUGAAGUUUAUUAAUAAGACCUUAUUCAAAGACCACGCCCUUUCUAUUCUCUUUGAGUUUUCUUCAGAAAUGAAUGAGAAAAAACUCAUUUCUUCGUUAUUUCUUGAAAUUGGCUCAUUUCCAGCAAACCAACGCGACGAUGGUCCACAAAAUGUUGAUAAUUCUUCAAGCCGUGACCAAAACUUCGACGAUGAUGAUUGGAGAAGUCGACGCAAAUGAUAUUUUAGGUGAUUUUGGGAACUUUCCGGAGGAUGUCUCGAAAUUCAACAUUUCUCUUUUUCGAUAAUUUUCCGUUCAUUUUAAGACACGCAACAAUGGAUCCCGAGUAUCCUGGUGCUCGCUUUCGAGAUCAUUACCGUUAUUUUGCUCAUGAAUUUGAUGGUAGGUUCAUUUUUCAAUUAUUUGUGAAUAAGGAAAGAAAGUGGCAAAUUUCCAGGUCUCUCUCGCCGUCGGCGAUGUCAGCGACUUGAGGAAUUCGGCUCAGGAUAAAUUGCUCAAAAUCAAGGUUUUUUUCUUCAUUUUUUCUCAGUCAGUUGCAGUUUCUGUAGAUUUUUUAGAUUCCAUGAAAGUUUGAAUUCUAAGAAGUUUUGGACUACUUUCAUGAGAUUCCAAUUGUUUUUUUCCGCUUUCCUUACGUAAAAUAUCUUUGAAAAGUUUUCCGUAUAAAUUUUUAACCGACUGGAAAUUUGAAGUUUUGAAAAUAGUACAAAAGUUAACUUCCCAGCCUUUUUUUCACCUAUCAUCAUUUUUUCAAUUUUUCGAAACUUCUAGUUAAAAAAUAAGCUUUUUUUCUUUCCUUGAUUUCAGAAGUUAUUUUGAAAAAUAAGCAGGUAGAGACUUUUUAUUCAAUUUCUGCUAUUUUUUCAAAUCUCUCUGUUUUUUUCCUGUAGGGGCCGUAAAAUUGCACCCUAUAGUGGUCCCUAAAACAACAAAACACUAUAGGGACUUCUCCGAAAUUCCUCAGAUUGAACGUUUUUUCAGUUUAUUAGUUGAGACAAUAGUUUUUCGGACACACAUUUGACGGAAGAUUUUUUGAAAAAGCGACUCAGAUUUCUCAAUUUCCCGUUUCAUACGCUAUAUUAAAUUUAACAAGGCGUUUCCCAUAACUUUUCAUUCUUUCAUCAAUAUUCAAUUGAAGUUGGCUCUUUCCAAACGAGACAUUUCCAAUAACUUCACCUGUCCAUUUGCAGGUGAAUUUCGUGAUCGAAGCCCUGCAGCUGAACGAACAAUUUGGCAACAACCCCAUUCUGGACUUGCACACGGCGCCGACUUCCAACAUUUUAGUGAUAAAUGAAGAUGGCACUUAUUUUACGGAUAGGGACAAGUUCCCCGAUUUGGACGCCAGGAAAAUACCGGAGGAGGUGAAUUUUUCUCGAAUAAAUUUCGAUUUUUUGAUUUCCCCCUGGUUUUUGUGGAAGUUGACUGAAAGGUACUUUAGAGCCUCCUGAUUCUAGAAAAUAAAAGUUUUUUCUUAGAAUGGGUCUGAAUUUCGAUUUAGGACCCUUCAAAGACUUAUGAGCAGAAAAAACGGGAUUUUAAACCGAUAAUGGCCCGUUUUGUCCAUAGAGCAACUUUACUCUGAAACGGAAAUUGAACUUUUUUUCUCUGACUUUUUUUAUCAUUUUAUUUCAAAAAUUAGCCUUUUUAGUACGUUUCAAAGCCUACCAUUGCUCUAAAAAAAAUUGGCAAAUUUAUCAAAAACCCCAUUUUUUUACUGCCCAUAUGCCUUUCAGGGGCAAAAACUACACAAAUCAUGAAAAAAGAGGUUUUUGAGGACUUUGAAGCUUUAAAAAUCGAAAAAAAAAAAUUUAAUGAGGUUUUUUUCUUAUUAUAAAAUCAUUGAGUUCUAAAGUACACUGUAGUUUGAUCAAAAGUUCAAUUGGGGGAUGAAAAACUGGAAAAAAUUGAAGAAAUCGUGAAUUUAGGCGUACAAUAUUUCCUUCGCGAGUACUGCCAUGCGACUUCGGAUCCAGUCCUUGCAAGGUACCAAAAUUGACAUUUAUUCGGUUUCAGGGUUUUGACGUUUCAGUGGUCUCUUUAGUAGUCGAGUAAGUGGCCACUAAAUUCGCUGAACUUUAGUGCUCUUUUAGAAUUUUCAGUGUGUACUACGAGACCACUAAAACUACUAUAGUGGCCACUAAUAUGCAAAAUAGUGGUUGUUUAGUGGCUACCCCAGUGUUCUUUUCAAGUAGUCCUUGAGGAACCUCUUAAGGGGCCACUAAGAUUCGUCUAGUUGAACAUUCUUUCAAGGUCUCAAACUCGUAAGUUAAGGAGUAUUUUGGCGAAUUUUCGUGAAAUUCUCUAGAAUUACUUCCCUUUUCAGUCAAAUCACAAGAAAAAAAUAGAUUUUUCAGGACAUCGAAAAAAUGCUCUACUGAAAAAUUGUGUCAUACAGUGCACUGAAGCUCCAGAAUCGGGUAUUCCGGUCCUUCCCUCGGAUCAAACGAAAAGUUAUCAGGUGGGUUUAGGAGAGAAAAAAUCGGAUGAAGUGAAAAAAAUUUCAUAGAAAUAAGUCAAAUUUAACUAGAUUUUAUUAUUAAAGUGGACAAGAAGGAUUUUUUUGAUUGGAUCAAUAAACUCGAUAUCUAGAAAAAAACUUUCAGAGUAACUAGGCAACUUUCCAACGGUAUUUUUUUCAACAAUAACUGAUAGAAAAAUCUAGAAUUCAUAAAUUUCUUUGUCUAACAUAAAAAAAUAAUCUUCUAUCUCGAGAUUUCAUUUGUGACUUCCAGCUCAAAUCUGAGCUUGUCCUUUAUCAAUCGAUGACAUUUUUGUUGAUAUUGAUUUUUUAAAACAUUGGCUCAAUUUAGGACCGUAAAAUAACGUUUUUUCGCAGUUAGAAUUUAAUAAUUUGCGAUAGGUAAGUAGUGAAAAAAAAUUCAUAUAAAGCUUAGAAACUUGAAAUUCAAAUUUUUCAUUUUUAGGACCAAUCCGGCCUGUGGGACAGCUAUGCCAAGUGGAUUAUCGGACUCGAUUGGGCCGGUUUUCUUGAUAUUUGA